Gigantopelta aegis is the source of this 1799-nucleotide messenger RNA. RefSeq names its product bZIP transcription factor 1-A-like. The record is from RefSeq and is a predicted model, not a curated record. Bases 229 to 1206 code for a protein of 325 amino acids. The transcript has 4 exons. Gene Ontology annotation, molecular function: DNA-binding transcription factor activity. Gene Ontology annotation, biological process: regulation of DNA-templated transcription. NCBI's taxonomy places the organism in Eukaryota, Metazoa, Mollusca, Gastropoda, Neomphalida, Peltospiridae.
GCUGGAUGUUAUAACGCGAACUGCUGUCUUGUUCACAACGUUCACUUCAGCUAAAGUCUAUCUUAUUUAAUUAUGUUUAUUUAUAGUAUGUUUAAGACUUUUAUUUUAAAUGCGUAUACACGCUUCUCGCAGUUUGCUGUGUUCUGGAAUGGAACGUCUGUAGAACGUGUACGACACUGUUAUUUUGGAUUCUGAAAUUAUCUAGAGAACAGUGCAAACAACAUAUUCAUGGAUAUGAAGAACAUUAAUUCUCGUGAAAAGAGGUCCAUCGAUUGUAUUGACCACGAUUCUACUCAUUUUGUUGGAAAGAGGCACAAAAACGUGGAGGAUCAUGCAUCUUCGACGCACGGACAUUCAGAAAAUGUCACUGACAUCAGGAACCAGAAACAUAUAACUGAAAAAGCAUCUGGUGAGGAUUCUAAAACGACAGAAAUCCAUUGUUUCGUAUUCAACAAUACGACCAGUGACGAAGACUUCGUGUCGUCUGUUUUCUCCUUGCCGUCUGAUCUGUUCACCGAAUCAGACGACAUUGACUGUUUGUAUAUAGACCUUACUGAUCAGGCUGUGGGCAGUGACUCGGAUCCCUUUCCUCUCACAGCCAACCUACCAGAAACUGUUAAAGAAUUGCUGACAGAAGAUUUUGAGAUUUCUUCAAGUGGUAGUCCAGAGAAUCAAGAAGAGUCUUCGGGUUUCACUUCGAUGCAGACAUCGGUGGCAGACGACCAAGAGCGCCAGGCAUUAUUUGACGAAUUCACAUUGGCAGAGGUGGAAGGUCGUUCGAUAGACACUGAUAAUGGUGAAACGUCCGUGAAUCUGCCGGUGAAGCAGAGACUUAGGGCCAACCUGGAAAAGAAAUACCACAACAAGCCACUCCCAGUCGUCGACUUCAACCCAAAGCCACAACCAGAGCUUACAGAAGAAGAGAAGGCCAAGGCUGAAAAGCGGAAACAAAGUAACAUAGCCUCGGCAAGACGCAGUAGAAAAAAGAGCGCGAAACAAAAAGAUGAUCUCAUUAAGUUCAUCAACGACCUCGAAGAAGAAAAUGGAAAACUCACAAAGGAGAUCAAUAAGCUGAAAACGAAAAAAGACGCCCUGGUGCAGAUAGUCCGCCGGUAUAUCGGAGAGGACGAUCGACAGCGAUUUCUGAAUGAGAGGCUGGCCGAGGCGUUGGAGUCAUAUUUAACUGAACUUGAGAACAAUAGAUGACGUCAUUAGAUGAAUUUUGGGACAGGACGUAGCCCAGUGAUAAAGCGCUUUCUUGAUGCACGGUCGAUCUAUGAUCGAUCCUCGUCGGUGGGGCCCAUUGGGUUAUUUCUUGUUUUUUCAUACUUCUCGCACUACUGAAUGUUGGUGAUGCCGACUGAAUGUGGACGGUCUAAUCUUGAGAUAUUCUAAAGAAUCUCAAGUGUAUUUGUAUUUAUCAUUCUUGUAAAAAGGUGAAUGUAAUGGUUGAUAUCAUUUCUUUUCAAAAACAUUUUUAUUAUUUAUUUAUUUAUUUAUUUGUUUAUUUUAUUAUUAAUAUUAGUAUUAGUACUACUAUUAGCAAUAUGUAUGUACUGUAAUCGACUGCACUUGAGCGCUAAAAGAUCCUUGCUGAGUGCGGCAUGGGAUAAGUACAGAGAAAGCACUUGAUAGUGCAGAUCAAAAGAGGAAAAGCGAUCAAAACGAUGGGAAACUGUUAUAAAGGCCUUGCGUAUUAUAUUACAGAUUAUUAUUUGUUUGUUUCAAUGUAUAUUUGUUUGUUAUGUAUUUGUUUGUUUGUUUUCCUUUUGGUGAAUAAAAAUAACUGUACAAGAUAA